AUGUCGUUUCUUCUUAUAUUUUUUAUUCUACCUUAUCUUUGUGCAAGUUCUUAUCCAUAUGGAUUAAUUCGUAAUGCUUCUAUUAAAAUUUCAUUUGAUAUGAAUGAUGAUCGUGGUCAUAUAUUAAAAAGUCAAGAUUGUAAUCAAUGUCUUUGUAGUGCAUUUAGUAAUCCAAAAGUUGUUUUAUUUACAUGCACUCAAAAUGAAUCGAUAAAUGUUACUUGUCAAUUUUAUUAUUUUAUGCCAAUACGGGAUGAAAUUCAAUAUCCAAAUGUUUAUACAAAUAUAUAUUUAAUAGAUACUAAUCAAACAUUUGAAGAAAAAGAUGAUUGUUGCAACACAACUGAACUUAUCAUUAAAAUCAACGAGGCAUUACGUACUAAAGACACUGCUACAACUGAAUCGUUACGUACACUCGCUAAUAGUGAUAAUAAUACAAUAAUCACAGUUGAAGAAAAAACUGGAAACUUGCUUAAAUUUGAUAAAUCAACAUUUAAAUCUGUGGAUAUACCAAAAAUUUCAGGACUUAAAGCUGCUGGCUAUUAUGAUGAAUAUUAUUAUCUUGGUACAGAUAAAAAUAUAUAUGUUUACAAUAAAAAUCUAAGUAAACUAUAUCAAAUUCCAAAUAUAAAGGGUCCUAUAAACGCGAUUCGUUUUAUUGAUAAAACACAAGAAAUGAUUGUGGGUACAGCUUUUAAUGAUAUCAAUAUAUGUAGAAAAGAUGAAGUUAAAGGCUAUCUUAUAAACUGUACAUUAAUUCCGGACAUUCAUAGUGGCAAACAAUUACAUGCUGUUGGCAUUGUUAAUGAAAAUGCAUUUUAUGUUGGUUGGGACGGCGACGGAGGGCACAUUCAUUUAUAUACGAGAAAUCCGAGUAAUAAUAUAUGGACAACAAAUGAUAAUGAUAUAAUUGGUCAUAAGUACAAAACAUCAGAUAUUAUUGUCGAUAAUUGUAAACGAAUAUGGGCAGUUGUCGCGGGAGAUGAUAAAGGUAAAGUAAUUAUUUAUAAUCAAGAUAAAACAUUUUUGGGUGAAAUUAAUGUGGGUGGUACAACUUUAUUUAAUCUUAUGAUUGCUGAAAACUAUAAACUUAUCAUGUCACAUGGAUCUACAGAUGGUUUAACUCACACGAAUUCAUCUUUAAAUUGUCGACCACUUCUAAGCAAUGAAUUCAUACAACAAAAACAACGAUCUAAUGAUCUUGAAGACGAACUUCAAUUAAUACAAAAAUAUUCAAAAUCUACACAAACAAGAGCAGCUGAACAAUCACAAGAAAUUGCAAGUUUAAAAUCUACAAAAGAUGGCUACGAUGCUCAAUUAGCUAUUUUUACUAAUGAACUUCUUCAAACACAAGAUGAAUUAAAAGAAAAAGAACAACAAAUAACUACUUUACGCAAUGAUCUCAUUCCAAGAUCGACUACUGAUGAUGUUGAUGUACUUAAACGAGAAUUAAUUACUGUACAACAAUAUAUGAAUGAAAUGUCAUUAGAAAAAGAACAACUAAUUGAUAAAUUACGAAAUAUUCUCAUGGAAAAUUAUCAUUCUGUACUUAAAUUAGAACGAGUAGAAACGAUAUUUAAUCAAAAUUUAUUAAUUCAUGAUGAAGUAAUUAAUGAAUAUACUUCACAAAUUGGACAUGAAAUUAAUGCAAUAAAACAAUUUGUUCGAGUAACUCAUAAACGACAAGAAAAUGUCAAGAAUACUGUUAAAUAUAUGCGCAAUCGUCUUCUAGAGAAUCAAACUGAAAUGAAACAACUUAGACAAACAAAUAUUCAAUUACAAAACGAUGUACAAAUUGAACAAAGACAAAUAAAUUCUUAUCGAAAUCAAAUUGAAACAUUAAAUAAUGAAAUUCAUCUAUUAAAAAAAAAUCAAGUUAUUCAAACGAAAAUUGGCGAUGAUCAAGAUAAUGAUAGACAAAAUUUUAUUCGACAAAUCAUACAAGAAAAAGAUCAAUAUGAACAACAAAUAAAAGAAUGUCGAAUACAAAUUAAAGAAAUAAAUAAUCAACGACAACAAAUUCAAGAUGAAUGUGAUCAGAUGUCUAAACAAAUUUUACAAAUAACGAAUGAGAAAAGCCAAUUACAGAAUGAACAAAUACGAGUUAUUAAUGAAAUGGAUUUACACAAGAAACAAUUUGAUGAGAACCAUAAAGAUAAAGAACAAAAAAUAAAUGAAUUAAAAUAUCAAAUAUCCACCUUACGUGAACAGCAUAUUAGUACAGAAAAUAGUCUUCGAAUAGCCAAGACAUUUAAUAAUAAUCAGAUAUAUUAA
Adineta steineri is the source of this 2274-nucleotide messenger RNA. The record is from the annotation of a GenBank genome assembly. NCBI's taxonomy places the organism in Eukaryota, Metazoa, Rotifera, Eurotatoria, Adinetida, Adinetidae.